GAGCCUGUGGGGGCGGGUCACGCAGGGCGCGCGGCCGGGAGCGGCGGUGGCGGUCUGGCUGCGGGCGAGGAAGCCGGCGCCGGGCCCCUGGUCCGCGGGACGCCGCGCAGUGCCCGCUGCUUCCCGCCGCGGAGCCAUGGAGAUCGGCACGGAGAUCAGCCGUAAGAUCCGGAGUGCCAUUAAGGGGAAAUUGCAAGAAUUAGGAGCGUACGUCGAUGAAGAACUUCCUGAUUACAUUAUGGUGAUGGUGGCCAACAAGAAAAGUCAGGACCAAAUGACAGAGGACCUGUCCCUGUUUCUAGGGAACAACACAAUUCGAUUCACCGUAUGGCUUCACGGUGUAUUAGAUAAACUUCGUUCUGUAACAACCGACCCCUCUAGUCUGAAGUCUUCUGAUACCAACCUCUUUGAUGGUACCGUACCUUCAAACAAGAGCAGUUUCAGUCGAGGAGAUGAGAGAAGGCACGAAGCUGCAGUGCCGCCUCUUGCAGUUUCUAGUACUAGACCUGAAAAAAGGGAGUCCAGAGUUUCUACAAGUUCUCAGGAGCAGAAAGCCACUAAUGUCAGACAGACUUACGAUGAUGGAGCUGCAACCCGACUAAUGUCCACAGUGAAACCUUUGAGGGAGCUAGCACCCUCUGAAGAUGUGAUUGAUAUUAAGCCAGAACCAGAUGAUCUCAUUGAUGAAGACCUUAAUUUUGUGCAGGAGAAUCCCUUAUCUCAGAAAAAAACUACAGUGACACUUACCUACGGUUCUUCUCGCCCUUCUAUUGAAAUCUAUCGACCACCUGCAACUCGAAACACAGACGGUGGUGCUCAUCUAAACAGGCUGCAGUUUCAGCAGCAGCGAAACAGUGCUCAUGCUGCCAAGCAGCUAGAUGUUCAGAGCAGCCGGGUGUGUGAGACAGGGCGCUUGUGUGAGCCAGAAGUGCUUAACAGCUUAGAAGAGACUUACAGUCCCUUCUUCAGAAGCAACGCAGAAAAGAUGAGUAUUGAGGAAGAAAACUUUCGGAAGAGAAAGUUGCCUGUGGUAAGUUCAGUUGUUAAAGUGAAAAAGUUCAGUCACGAUGGAGAAGAGGAGGAGGAAGACGACGACUGUGGGUCCCGCACAGGAAGCAUCUCCAGCAGUGUGUCAGUGCCUGCGAAGCCUGAGCGGAGACCUUCACUUCCACCUUCUAAACAAGCUAACAAGAAUCUAAUUUUAAAGGCUAUAUCUGAAGCUCAAGAAUCUGUAACAAAAACAACUAACUAUUCUACAGUCUCACAGAAACAGACACUUCCAGUUGCUCCCAGAACUCGAACUUCUCAGGAAGAAUUGCUAGCAGAAAUGGUCCAGGGACAAGGCAGAGUCCCCAGGAUAAGUUCUCCUAUUAAAGAAGAGGAAGCAAAAGGAGAUAAUAUAGACAAAAGUCAAGGAACUCAACAGAGGCAGUUGUUAUCCCGAUUGCAAAUUGAUCCCAUAAUGGCAGAAACUCUGCAGAUCAGUCAAGAUUACUAUGACAUGGAAUCCAUGGUCCAUGCAGACACGAGAUCAUUUAUUCUGAAGAAGCCAAAGCUGUCUGAGGAGCUAGUAGUGGCAGCAAACCAGGAGGCGGGGAUGAAGACGGCAGAUGCCCUUCGGGCCCUUUCAGGACACCUUGUGCAGACACGAGAUCUUGUACAACCAGAUAAACCUGCGAGUCCCAAGUUUAUAGUGACGCUGGACGGUGUCCCCAGCCCCCCAGGAUACAUGUCAGAUCAAGAGGAGGACAUGUGCUCUGAAGGAAUGAGACCCGCACAGCACCCUGCAGCCUCACACGGGGGACUCGCGGGCCUCCUCCACCCGCAGCAGUUGCACGUGCUGAGCAGGCAGCUUGAGGACCCAGAUGGUAGCUUUGCAAACGCUGAGCUGAGCGAGCUGAGCGUGGCGCAGAAGCCAGAGAAGCUGCUGGAGCGCUGCAAGUACUGGCCUGCCUGCAAGAACGGGGACGAGUGCGCUUACCAUCACCCCGUGUCGCCUUGCAAAGCCUUUCCCAAUUGUAAAUUUGCUGAGAAGUGUCUGUUUGUUCAUCCAAAUUGUAAAUAUGAUGCAAAAUGUACUAAACCAGACUGUCCCUUCACUCACAUGAGCCGAAGAACUCCAGGACUGCCUCCAAAACCAGUCACAGCAGCAGCACCGCCUUCCAGUAGUCAGCUGUGCCGCUACUUCCCAGCUUGUAAGAAAAUGGAGUGUCCCUUCUAUCAUCCCAAACACUGCAGGUUCAACACUCAGUGCACACGGCCUGACUGCACGUUCUACCACCCCGCCGUUGCGGUGCCACCACGACAUGCCUUGAAAUGGAUUCGACCUCAGACCAGUGAGUGACACCCAGUCCUACCUGACAGAAGAUGGUGGCAUUUGAGAGUUUCCGUCUACUGAUGAAAGACGCUCUGCAGAAUUUGUCAGGUCUUUGAAACUUGGAAUAUAUUGCUUUCAUGAUAUGAAGUUUAUUGCCUAUCUGAAGUGUCUAAUUUUUCAAGUUUGUAAGUUUAUUAAGUGAUUUUAACAUUGGGUUUUUUUUUUGUUGUUUUGUUUUGACUGUGGAAAGACAGUUUAAGGAAAAGCUGAACUCUAUUAAAACACUUGAGGCAUGUUUGUACACUGCUGUGUUCAGGUAUCAGAAUUGACAGCGUGGUGCUAUCACUGCUGGCGCUGACGGUCCAGCUGCGGUGCAGCAGUGCUGUGUGUCCAGCGCUGAGUCGGGGGGGCCCUUACUCCAGAAGGUGGGUGGCUGCUUUCACUUUCUGACUCCCCAGAAAACAGGGAGUGGCCCAGAGUGCUGAGGUGGCAUGACACAGUUACUCAGUCCUGCUCUUCAAAGUGACUGACUACCAAGGCUUUUUGAGUUGAGUGCUGCUUUGGUGAAUGGCUCCCAAAUAUCUGCUCCCUUGCUUUCUGAGAAAGGGUGAGUGAGGUGGGGCGUGCAGGGGAACAUAGUUGGAAUGCAAAAGGCAAAAAAUAGCAACAGUUCGUUAAAAUGCUUUCAUUUACUGUUAACAUACACUUUUAAAAUAAGUAUCUGGGGGAUCUACAUUAUCACAAAAUUAUACAAAAAUUUUUUACAAGUAUAUACAUAAGGUAUCAGAACAAACUUUAACUCACAAGAUUAUAGCUAUACAUACAUAUUCUCACGUUCUGAAAAAUAACAUUCUCAGAAAUAACUCCACAGAAAAUAUAGUUAUUAUUGAAGAUAAUUUUUUAAAUGUAAAAACUAGAUUUAAAUAGUAUAUUUUAAAUGACAGACUAUAUAAUUACAGAGAUCAGAUGGGUAAACUGCAAAAUAGGACUUAACUUUUGGGAUACUGAAUGAAAAUAUAGAGUUUUGUGUGUGGUUUUAAAAUUGUUAAGGCAAGAAGUGUCAGAUUCUUUAGAAUUAAAUAACAGAUCACUGAUUUUUAAAAGACAAUGUAGCUUUUUAAAAAGUAAAGCUAAAAGUUGGUUAGAAAAAAAGAGUUAAUGCAAAAAGGAUAGUAAAGUUCAAAAUAUUCUAAGGACCAAA
This is a messenger RNA of Capra hircus (goat), 3518 nucleotides long. It is a transcript of the gene ZC3H14, whose product is annotated as zinc finger CCCH-type containing 14. The coding region runs from base 137 to 2344 and encodes 735 amino acids. Gene Ontology annotation, cellular component: nucleus; cytoplasm. Gene Ontology annotation, biological process: regulation of mRNA stability. Lineage: Eukaryota; Metazoa; Chordata; Mammalia; Artiodactyla; Bovidae. The transcript has 17 exons. Gene Ontology annotation, molecular function: metal ion binding; poly(A) binding. The record is from RefSeq and is a predicted model, not a curated record.